UCACCCAUGCGCUCGCUGUGCUCGAGCAGAAUUACCACGAGCAGAACCUGCAGUAGUCGCCGCCAUUGUGUCAUUCUCUGAGGGGCGGUGGACCAGCAUCGACCAUCAAGAUGGGUGACGCAUCAGAAAUGUCAUCCGUGCAAAGCGCGUUCGAAGAUCUGGUCUUGGAGAAUCCGAACCGACGCAAAAUGGAAGUGUGCCUGCUCGCUACCAUGAUGAUGAUAGUCAUCUGCAUCUGCGCACUCUGCAUCUUCGUUUUGGCCACACUUCACCCGAAAGAAAACAUCAAGGCGUUUCCUGCGACUAGGAGUUUGACACUUUUUUCUGGUGGAGACAACGAUGCAUUGUACUACCGUAUAAUGGGCUGGGUGUCCUGGGGCAUGUAUCCAUGCCAUGGCAUCCACGCAUGGGCAUGCAGUCGAAGAGCGUACGAGUCACCCGAAUUAAGUGUGACGUACACUUCUCAGGAAAUGGCCAGGGAAGGAGCCAUGGAGUUCUUCAACAUGGCGAUAAAUGUUGAUCAUCACACUAGUGAAAAGCUAGGGAAAAACAUUUGGAAGAAGAACAGCAUGAUGUACAUGACGUCAUUCAUGAGCGCUUGCACCAAGGGUUAUCAAAACUCGCCCGGGAACACGACCUUCAUGAAAGAUUUCGUGGCCCUCGUGAAAAAAAAAUUCAACACGGAUUGCUUCAUUGACUCAGGAGUGGAUGUGCAACCUAUGUUAGUGUUCUUUGCAAAGUCCUUGCUCUUUUUCCCUUUCCACAAAGUGGAGAUAAGAAAGAGCGACCCGUCGAAGCCCGCCGUUGCUUACGUCCACCCGAUGAAAUUCAUUAUGAAGAAAGAAAACUACGGUGACACUAAAGCACAAGCUGCCUACCUAAAAGCCUUCCAUACAUUCGGCGAGGCUGGUUUCUCCCACCCUGAUGAAGGGAAAGCAGUCUUCGAUCGUGAACACGCUCUUGUUAAGCUAACACUGAGAGACGAAAAGAAACCCAGCAAAGACAAAGACGGGGAUGCCAUUAAGGACAUAAUCCUCCAGCCGACGGAGGCACAAGUAUCAGGUUUCGCAAACAAGCAUUGGCACUUUGACAAGCUUCUUGAAGAUGUCUUUGGCUACAAAGGUGACAAGCUCAGUCCAUUAACACCGUCCAUACCGCUUGUUUCGCAGGAAACUGGAAAUAGCGCACCAAAACUAGUGUGGAACUACUCAAUGUUCAAGAUUGGCCUUCACUUUGCCCCUGUAUGGGCAACAGAAACUAAUAUGGCGUCAGCACUGAGUUUCGCUGCGCUCCACCUAUUCAACCGUGAAAAAAAGAUAUCUCCCAUGUUGCACUGUGCUCGCUUAGCCGAACGAUACUUCAGGCCUGCCGUCAUGAAAGUGGUUUUCUGGAUCACACUGUCGCUUCCAAGUGUUCCAAAAAACAUCACUGAUGCUCUGACUUACGAGAUGCAAGACAAAGGUGGUAUUAAAGAAUCUCUUUCUGAUGCGAGCAGUUUCUUCGAUACUCCAGGUCCAAGGGACGCCUUCAUGGGUGUGUAUACACCAACAAGCAAGAAGUUGAAAGUGUUCACACCACCUGAGGCGGACAUAACUACGUUUCUGGACAGCAUGGACAAGUUGCCGGAUCCAACCAAGGUUAAUGCCGCGACUAAGGCUCCCUAUACUGCGCUGUACCUCAUGGCUGAAGCUGGUGCGAUGAUGACAGAACUGGAAAAAGGUGGAGUUACACUCUGGCCCGGUGACAUUUUCUCUGGGGAAGUCACCUACGACGCCGUGGAUGACAGCGUCUAUGUACCGCUUGGAGUUGGUCUACCACCAUACUACCACACCAACAGCAAGACGAACUCCAACAACAAGAUGAUAGCGCACACCAUUCCCUCGCUGGUGUGGCCAAUUAUCACAGCUAUGCUGCACCGCGUCGUGUCACGAGGGUACCAGGUAGAUGUAACGGUUCCGGCUCCGGAGCCAGUUUUCCGAGCCCCACUGGAUAAGAAGCUGAAGAAAAGAGUACAUUGUUUUAUGGAGAAAGGCUUCAGGGAUCCAGCUAUGGCUCUUCUCCGCAAGGUGGCAUUGGAUGCAACUUACCAGCUUUACCGCAAGGCCUACAAUAAGAAAAGCGGGGAAGCCGGGAACCAGUUUCGCAUUGCAUUGAUACCUUUUAUCAGUGAAGAGGAAAUUUUCUUCUUAAGUGCAGCACAGGCCUUCUGCAAGGUUGCAAGUGACAAGGCACACCCAGAUGUGCAAAAGAAUGCAGAGAUUAUGCUGGACGAUCCAUUCGCGGGUGUCUUUUACCAGAAGACCAUUGGGUGCAGUGGACAGCGUAGCAUGUCACAAGAAGGUUGCGAAGGGUUCUUUACCUGGAAGGUGACUGAUGAGCAGUUGAGCUCGGUCCGCGUCCUGAAUCUGCAGAAGUGAGCCGUAACGAUAGCCGAACAAGCUGGAAAUAAAGAAAUGAUUCCGUCUCAG
Messenger RNA from Ornithodoros turicata, 2468 nucleotides. RefSeq lists its product as uncharacterized. The transcript is spliced from 21 exons. The coding region runs from base 111 to 2417 and encodes 768 amino acids. The record is from RefSeq and is a predicted model, not a curated record. Lineage: Eukaryota; Metazoa; Arthropoda; Arachnida; Ixodida; Argasidae. Gene Ontology annotation, molecular function: metallopeptidase activity.